This is a messenger RNA of Chrysochloris asiatica (Cape golden mole), 516 nucleotides long. It is a transcript of the gene CLEC2D, whose product is annotated as C-type lectin domain family 2, member D. Lineage: Eukaryota; Metazoa; Chordata; Mammalia; Afrosoricida; Chrysochloridae. The record is from RefSeq and is a predicted model, not a curated record. Gene Ontology annotation, cellular component: external side of plasma membrane. The coding region runs from base 1 to 516 and encodes 171 amino acids. The transcript has 4 exons.
AUGCCCAAAGGGCACGUUCUGCAAGUCAGUUUCCUGUCCGUAGGCUCUCAGCAUGACUCAGUCCCUGGUCUGGGAAGCCUGACGUUACUUUGUUUCUCCGCCACUGCCUCUGCUGCCAACACGAUUCCAGGGAGAAAAGGAGAGCAGAGUUCAGAGGCCUGUGUGUGUACUGCCUGCCGAAAAGAAUGGAUUGGAUUUAGAGGGAAGUGUUAUUAUUUUUCUGAGGAUACAAGGAAUUGGACACACAGUCAGAAGUUUUGUGCCUCAAUGGAAGCCAGCCUUGUUCUGAUUGAAACGCAGGAGGAACUGAAUUUCCUGAAAAGAUAUAAAGGUCCAUCUGACCAUUGGAUUGGCCUUAGCAGAGAAUCAUCACGGGAUAUCUGGAAAUGGACAGAUGGCACUAACCAUAAUAACUCGUUUAUCAUUAAAGGAGUUGGAGAAUGUGCCUACCUGAAUGACAAUGGCGUCAGUAGUGCCAGGACCUACACAGAUAGAAAAUGGAUUUGUAACACAUAA